AACUAGUCGAACAAAGCAGUGUUGGUCGUUCUCAAUCGCCGGGAGGAGGAUCAAUGGCGUUCAUGCGGUACCGUGGGCUGCCGCAGGGGGAGCUAACGGCGGAGGAGUUCUGGGCGUGGCUGGGUCAAUUCGACGCCGACCACGACGGGAGGAUCAGCCGCGAGGAGCUUCAGCGGGCGCUGCAGAGCCUGAACCUGUGGUUCGCGUCCUGGAAGGCGCGGGAAGGGCUGCGCGCCGCCGACGCCAACCGUGACGGCGCCGUCGGCGGGGCGGAGGUCGGCCGGCUCUUCGCCUUCGCGCAGAGGCAGCUUGGGAUCAAGAUCACCCAGCUCGGCUCCUAUUGA
Lolium rigidum is the source of this 344-nucleotide messenger RNA. RefSeq lists its product as uncharacterized. Gene Ontology annotation, molecular function: calcium ion binding. The transcript has a single exon. Lineage: Eukaryota; Viridiplantae; Streptophyta; Magnoliopsida; Poales; Poaceae. The record is from RefSeq and is a predicted model, not a curated record. Bases 54 to 344 code for a protein of 96 amino acids.